Messenger RNA from Nycticebus coucang (slow loris), 756 nucleotides. RefSeq names its product cellular retinoic acid binding protein 1 (gene CRABP1). Gene Ontology annotation, cellular component: nucleus; cytosol. Gene Ontology annotation, biological process: fatty acid transport. The record is from RefSeq and is a predicted model, not a curated record. The transcript is spliced from 4 exons. Gene Ontology annotation, molecular function: fatty acid binding. Lineage: Eukaryota; Metazoa; Chordata; Mammalia; Primates; Lorisidae. Bases 98 to 511 code for a protein of 137 amino acids.
GCAGAGCGCCAGUCUCCGCCUUGCAAGCUCAGCGUGUCCCCGCUGCGCCUCCGCUGUCUGUGCCUGCAGCCGUCUUCCCGCCGCCGCCACCACCACCAUGCCCAACUUCGCCGGCACCUGGAAGAUGCGCAGCAGCGAAAACUUCGACGAGCUACUCAAGGCUCUAGGUGUGAACGCCAUGCUGAGGAAAGUGGCGGUGGCGGCUGCCUCCAAGCCGCACGUGGAGAUCCGGCAGGACGGGGAUCAGUUCUACAUCAAGACAUCUACCACGGUGCGCACCACUGAGAUCAACUUCAAGGUCGGAGAAGGCUUUGAGGAGGAGACAGUGGACGGACGCAAGUGCAGGAGUUUAGCCACUUGGGAGAAUGAGAACAAGAUACACUGCACACAAACUCUUCUUGAAGGGGAAGGCCCCAAAACCUAUUGGACCCGUGAGCUGGCCAAUGACGAGCUUAUCCUGACGUUUGGCGCCGAUGACGUGGUCUGCACGAGAAUUUAUGUUCGGGAGUAAAGGCAGCUGGCUUGCUCCUACUGUCAGUAAGGGAUGUAGGCUCCCCCAAGGAAUAUGUCAUAGGUCUGAGCCACCAUUGGACACCCCUUCCCUCUAUCAAUAUUAGAUGAUUCCAUUUCCCAAUGACAGUGUUGUAGUAUCUCCCAACCCUCCACCCCCACUCCCAGCCCUUUGUGCCUCUUGUAUUCCUGGUGCUCCAUAGUUUGGCAUUUGCACGCAUUUGUCAGUCAUUAAACUGGUUGGAC